UGAGGGCAGCAUCAGCUCAAGCCUCAACACAAUACGUCACUCAACCACAGUACUACUUAGCCCACUUGCAUCACGAACUGAGCGUCAUCAAUGGAGCUCCCCCAAUGGGCGUCCUUCCUUGGCGUGGUGCUGGCCACGGUGGUCUUCCUCAAGGCCGUCCUCCGGCGCCGCGGCGGCAGCCCAAAACGCACGUACAACCUCCCGCCGGGCCCGAAGCCGUGGCCCAUCAUCGGCAACCUGAACCUGAUCGGCACGCUCCCGCACCGCUCCAUCCACGCGCUGUCCAAGCAGUACGGCCCGCUGAUGCAGCUCCAGUUCGGGUCCUUCCCCGUCGUGGUGGGCUCCUCCGUGGACAUGGCCAAGUUCUUCCUCAAGACCCACGACGUGGUCUUCACGGACCGGCCCAAGACCGCCGCCGGCAAGCACACCACCUACGACUACAGCGACAUCACCUGGUCCCCCUACGGCGCCUACUGGCGCCAGGCCCGGAAGAUCUGCCUCACCGAGCUCUUCAGCGCCAAGCGGCUCGAGUCCUACGAGUACAUCCGCGGCGAGGAAGUGCUGGCGCUCCUCCGCGACCUCCACGGGGCGUCCGGGCGCGUCGUGGUGCUCAAGGACUUCUUGUCCACGGUGAGCCUGAACGUGAUCACACGCAUGGUGAUGGGGAAGAAGUACCUGGAGAAGGAGGUGAAGGACGAGGCCGGGGCCGUGAUCACGACGCCCGACGAGUUCAAGUGGAUGCUCGACGAGCUCUUCCUGCUCAACGGCGUGCUCAACAUCGGCGACUCCAUCCCGUGGCUCGACUGGAUGGACCUCCAGGGGUACAUUAAGAGGAUGAAGAAGCUGAGCAAGAUGUUCGACCGGUUCCUGGAGCAUGUGGUCGACGAGCACAGCGAGCGCUGCCGCCGCGAGGGCGAGGGAUUCGUGGCCAAGGACAUGGUCGACGUGCUGCUGCAGGUCGCCAGCGAUCCUGAUCUUGAGGUCAAGCUCAACAGGGAGGGCGUCAAGGCUUUCACCCAGGACAUGAUCGCCGGCGGCACGGAGAGCUCGGCGGUGACCGUAGAAUGGGCCUUGUCAGAGCUCCUAAAAAAGCCCGAGGUAUUCGCCAAGGCGACCGAGGAGCUGGACCGCGUGGUGGGCCGAGGCCGGUGGGUGACGGAGAAGGACAUGGCGAGCCUCCCGUACGUGGAAGCCAUCGUGAAGGAGACGAUGCGGCUCCACCCGGUGGCGCCUCUGCUGGUUCCCCGCCUCUCCCGCGAGGACACGUCCAUCGGCGGCCACGACAUCCCCGCCGGCACCCGGGUCCUCGUCAGCGUGUGGUCCAUCGGCCGGGACCCGGCGCUGUGGGACAAGCCCGAGGAGUUCGCGCCGGAGCGGUUCCUGGGGAGCAGGAUCGACGUCAAGGGGCAGGACUACGAGCUGCUGCCGUUCGGGUCCGGCCGCAGGAUGUGCCCAGGGUACAGCCUCGGGCUCAAGGUGAUCCAGGUGAGCCUGGCGAACCUCCUGCACGGCUUCGCCUGGAGGCUCCCCGACGGCGUCACCAAGGAGGAACUGAGCAUGGAGGAGAUCUUUGGGCUGUCCACGCCCCGCAAGUCCCCGCUGGAGGCCGUCGUGGAGCCCAAGCUCCCGGCCCAGCUCUACGCCCAGGCUGCUUGAUUUGCUCGAUCGGCCCAAGGUUGUGUGUCGAGUUAUUUUGCGUGUGUCCUUAUAUCGUCCGUCGGUCUGUGGCAGGAUAAAGUGGAAUAAUAAUGAGGAAUAUACUAGUAUGGAGUAUGUAAGUCAGUAAGUGUAUGCUUGCUAUUUAUGGCCGUUCUUGAGUAUUGUAUGAUGGCACGCUCGCCGUGUACACCAGUGUUCCAAAUCACAAAGUUGCUCACGCGUGCAUGA
This is a messenger RNA of Brachypodium distachyon (stiff brome), 1887 nucleotides long. Its product is annotated as cytochrome P450 71A1. The record is from RefSeq and is a predicted model, not a curated record. Lineage: Eukaryota; Viridiplantae; Streptophyta; Magnoliopsida; Poales; Poaceae. The transcript is spliced from 2 exons. Gene Ontology annotation, molecular function: oxidoreductase activity, acting on paired donors, with incorporation or reduction of molecular oxygen; iron ion binding; heme binding. Bases 91 to 1656 code for a protein of 521 amino acids.